GUAGUGUUUGAAAAUUGAAAAGCACAUUGAAAAAUAAAAAUAUUGUUGACUAUACAAGGCAAUUUCUUCAAAUCAAGUAAUGAUGUGUAUGUGGUUAACCGUCUCUACGCAGGAAGUGGUUUUAUUUUAAAGUUUUUUGUGCUCGCCCCAACCCCCCCGCCUUUUUUUUUUUUUUUUUUUCUCCAGUACUGAAAUUAAGCAGCAUCCAACAUAGGCCUACUCUUAUGACAUGUGACUUUACUGUUUUCCGUUUUUGUUGAAAGAGUCAUUAACAGUUGGAAGUUGAUGGCAGUUUCAAUAACAAGUGAUCACCGAGAAAAGGAUAACGCUAUAAUAUGCAGAAAUCUACAAAUUCUGAUACCUCUGUGGAUACCCUGAAUUCCACCCGUCAAGGCACCGGAGCUGUGCAAAUGAGGAUCAAAAAUGCCAACAGCCACCAUGACAGGCUGAGCCAAAGUAAAUCCAUGAUCCUCACCGAUGUUGGGAAGGUCAUUGAACCCAUAUCCCGACACAGGAGGAAUCAUUCACAACAUGUCUUGAAAGAUGUCAUUCCUCCAUUGGAACAAUUGAUGGUUGAAAAAGAAGGUUAUCUUCAAAAAGCUAAAAUUGCAGAUGGAGGAAAGAAACUAAGGAAAAACUGGUCUACUUCCUGGAUCGUUCUGUCUAGUCGAAAAAUUGAAUUUUACAAAGAAUCUAAGCAGCAGGCUCUGGCUAACAUGAAAACUGGGCACAAACCAGAAAGUGUGGAUUUGUGUGGAGCACAUAUUGAAUGGGCCAAGGAAAAAUCAAGCAGAAAGAAUGUCUUUCAGAUCACAACAGUAUCAGGAAAUGAGUUCCUUCUACAGUCAGAUAUUGACUUCAUCAUAUUGGAUUGGUUCCACGCUAUCAAAAAUGCAAUUGACAGAUUGCCAAAGGAUCCAAGUGGUUCAUCAAGAAACCUGGAAUUAUUCAAAAUCCAGAGAUCCUCCAGUACUGAAUUACUAAGUCACUACGAUAAUGAUAUAAAAGAACAGAAACCAGAGCACAGAAAAUCUUUAAUGUUCAGACUGCAUCAUAGUGCUUCCGAUACAAGCGACAAAAACCGAGUUAAAAGCAGAUUAAAGAAGUUUAUCACCCGAAGACCUUCUCUGAAAACUCUGCAAGAAAAGGGACUUAUUAAAGAUCAAAUUUUUGGCUCUCAUCUGCACACAGUGUGUGAACGUGAAAAUUCCACAGUUCCACGGUUUGUAAAGCAAUGCAUUGAAGCUGUCGAAAAAAGAGGUCUAGAUGUUGAUGGAAUAUACCGAGUUAGUGGCAAUCUGGCGACAAUACAGAAGUUAAGAUUUAUUGUCAACCAAGAAACGACUAUGUCGGCGAGGGGGGCAGUCAAACUGAAAGAUGUGGAGACACACUUCUUUCUGCUUUUAUGAAUCAUCUGUAGAUGAAUUGUGGAAGGCAACAAAUGUCCACGGGUCUCUCUGUUCUCCCCCAAAGUUCUUUCUUAAAAAUAAUAUAAAAUGUGUCUUGUACCUACUUGCCAACGACUAAGGUAAGGAUAAUAAAUACUUCAAAAACUUUCCACAGGUAACACCAAUUUGAUAACUCCUUUCACAAAGGUGGCUUCCCUUUUAUUCCACCAAACGCAGGAAGUCCCAGCUUUCUCUUCAGAGUUAGAAGAGGACUCAGGUGGAAGAUGUACGGAAAGGGAGAGGAGAUGAGUGCAUUUUGGCCAUAUCUCCUACAAGAACCCUUUCUUCGCUGGUCUCCUGUAGACCUUUGCCACACUCCUGAUGUUGCUGAAGGGCACAUGAGUGCCAUUGUAAAGAGACAGGACUUAAACUGUAAGAGGGAUUUCAAGAGAAGCAGGCUAGUGAUCCACAUAGGGGCAUGUCAAAGAUUAUUUAAGUAACCAGUAAUGUAAACAUCAUGCUACUAACACUGAACAGUUUAUCACAUAAAUAUAAUUGUCUUCUUUUAGAAGAAUAAUAAAAGCUGAAUCCAUAUGUUACUUAUUAUUUAAAAUUGUUUCUGCAAGAUGUAUUAGUCCCAUAGAAGAAGCAAAUUCUUCCACCAGAGGAGGACAACAGCACUUUUAUUAUAUUACAUUGUCAUUUGUUUAAUUUGUUUGUUCCCAGUAGUAGUUUCACAGAUUUUUAUGAACUGUUACUUUUAUAGAAAGUCAAGUUACUCAUGAUGGAUGGUACUUGCAUUCAUUUGAAAAAAAAAGGGGGGGGGGUCAGAAAGGUAGAUGGCAUGGAUUUACUUAACCGAAUCUAUUUAAAUCAGUGUUUCUGAAUUCUUAGAUAAAUUGAAAAUUAAUGUAGGGAGUUAAGUUCUGUUAGGGAUAUUUCUAAGAUUUUGCUGAGUUUACUUAAACAUGGAGACCAAAUGAAAACUUAGACUGAAAGACCUCCUUGAGCAAAGAUAAACUAGAAAUUUUUAUAUUUAGAAAUAUUCUGAAUAAAAGAGUUGUCCAAGGGUUUUUUUUUUUCUUUUUUUGAACUGGUAACCACAAAAUACUAAUUUUAUUUACUAAUAGUUAAAUGUCUAUCACUAAUUUUAGGAAUUUUAUUGGUUAAGGAAACUAGUUCCUCCUAUCAUUCCUCACAAUUUCAACUAAAUUUAUUUGUUACUUAUAUUACGUGAGACUUUUCUAGGUACAAGUGAAAUUUUAAAAACUAAAAUAUAAUUGGUAUUCUCCAUUCAUGGAUAGAUUAAAUAAAUGCAGUCUGAAAAAA
This is a messenger RNA of Neofelis nebulosa (Clouded leopard), 2717 nucleotides long. It is a transcript of the gene ARHGAP15, whose product is annotated as Rho GTPase activating protein 15. The record is from RefSeq and is a predicted model, not a curated record. The transcript has 12 exons. Gene Ontology annotation, biological process: regulation of GTPase activity; signal transduction. Gene Ontology annotation, cellular component: cytoplasm. Lineage: Eukaryota; Metazoa; Chordata; Mammalia; Carnivora; Felidae. The coding region runs from base 336 to 1409 and encodes 357 amino acids.